Gekko japonicus is the source of this 1086-nucleotide messenger RNA. RefSeq names its product neuropeptide Y receptor type 6-like. Lineage: Eukaryota; Metazoa; Chordata; Lepidosauria; Squamata; Gekkonidae. Gene Ontology annotation, molecular function: neuropeptide binding; neuropeptide Y receptor activity. Gene Ontology annotation, cellular component: plasma membrane; neuron projection. The record is from RefSeq and is a predicted model, not a curated record. Gene Ontology annotation, biological process: G protein-coupled receptor signaling pathway. The transcript has a single exon. The coding region runs from base 1 to 1086 and encodes 361 amino acids.
AUGAAUCUGUCUACUGCAAACAGCAGUACAUCACAGUUACAGCACUUUGAAUCCUGCCCGUCGUCCUUUUCUGCAGUCUUCUUGCUCAUCACAGCUUAUGCUGUAGUGAUAUUGGUGGGGAUUUUUGGCAACCUGUGCCUGAUUAUCAUCAUCAGAAAACAGAAAGAAAGCCAAAACGUUACCAACAUUUUGAUUGCCAAUCUCUCCUUAUCCGAUGUCUUCAUUUGCGUCAUCUGCAUCCCUUUCAAUGCUUCGUACACUCUGAUGGACUAUUGGGUCUUUGGAGAGGCCAUGUGUAAAAUAACUAGCUUUGUACAAAGUAUGUCUGUCACUGCCUCCACAUUCUCACUUAUAUUAAUUGCUGUUGAGAGGUACCAGCUAAUAGUGAACCCACGUGGCUGGAAGCCCAACAUUUCCCAUGCAUACUGGGGAAUUGUCUUCAUUUGGGGGUUCUCUAUGAUCAUAUCAAUUCCCUUUUAUGUAUUCCUGCAAGUUACUGAUGAACCCCUGAAAAACCUUUCUUCCCACACCGAUGUCUUUAUGAACAAGGUUGUCUGCGUUGAAGUGUGGCCGUCUGUUGAAGAGCGACGUGUGUUUACCACAACCAUGUUGAUUUUCCAGUACUUCUUCCCGCUGGGGUUCAUUUUUGUCUGUUAUCUCAAGAUAUUUGUGUGCCUUCAAAAGAGGCAUGGUAAAGUAGAUAAGAUAAGGGAGAAAGAGAGCAGGAUAAAUGAGAGCAAAAGAAUUAAUAUUAUGCUCUUUUCUAUUGUUGUGACCUUUGCAGCAUGCUGGUUACCUCUGAACAUAUUUAACAUUUUGUUUGACUGGAACCAUGAGGCACUGAUGAGUUGCCACCAUAACGUGGUCUUUAUCUUGUGCCACCUGGUUGCCAUGAUGGCAACAUGCAUCAAUCCGGUGUUUUAUGGGUUACUAAACAAAAAUUUUCAAAAGGAUUUAGUCAUUCUGCUUCACAACUUUAGAUGCUUUGCAUCUCAAGAGUUAUAUGAAAACAUUGCCCUUUCAACUCUGAACACUGAUGUGUCAAAGGGAUCCCUGAAACUGAACAACAUGCCUGCAAAUAUCUGA